CCCGCCCCACCCCUCCUGGCUCUUCGCCCCUCCAGUUUGGCUCAAGCAGCCGAUGUUAGUCGUAGCAGCGAGUUUUGCGGCUACCGGAGAGAGACUGGUUGGCUGCUGUCGCUUCGUAAGAAUAAGGCAGCGCCUGGAGAUGGGCAUCUUCUCCCUGCUUCUUCUGCUGCCUUUGGUAUCCAGCUUGGAUUUCCGCUACCACCACACCAACGAGCUGGAAGCUUUUCUGAAGGAGAUGCAGAAGAAUUAUCCUGCCAUCGCUCACUUGUACAGCAUUGGCAAGUCAGUACAAGGUAGAGACCUCUGGGUUCUUGCUCUGGGAAGGUCUCCAACCCAGCAUAAGAUUGGCAUACCAGAGUUCAAGUAUGUUGGUAAUAUGCAUGGGAAUGAGGCUCUUGGGCGGGAACUGCUUCUCCAUUUGAUUAAAUAUUUGGUGGAAAGCGAUCAACGUGAUCCAGUCAUUACAAAACUCAUUAACCAUACGCGGAUACAUAUCAUGCCUUCAAUGAACCCUGAUGGUUUUGAAGCAUCAGUAAUGUUUGAGUGUGCAUCCACAAUUGGCAGGUACAAUGCUAAUAAAAAAGAUCUGAACAGGAAUUUUCCUGAUCAUUUUACCACCAAUAAUCAAAUUAUCCAGCCAGAGACUAAAGCAGUUAUGAACUGGAUAAAUACUGGAAUGUUUGUUCUUUCUGCUAAUCUGCAUGGUGGAGCACUGGUUGCAAGUUACCCCUUUGAUAAUGGCAAUCGUGUUACAAUUGAUGCAAAUGGUGUUAGCAAAACAGUGGAUGAUGAUGUUUUUGUUCAUCUUGCAAACACAUAUGCUAACAAUCAUCGCACAAUGAAUAAAGGGAUUGUGUGUGAUGAUAUGACUUACUUUAAAGAUGGCAUUACGAAUGGAUAUUACUGGUAUAUAGUGAAAGGUAGCAUGCAGGAUUAUAAUUAUGUUUGGGGACAAUGCUUUGACAUUACAUUGGAGUUAUCAUGUUGUCACUAUCCCUUAGAAGACAAGAUUCAAGAUUUCUGGGAUAACAAUAAAAUUGCUUUGAUUGAAUACAUUAAACAAAUUCAUCUAGGUGUAAAAGGUCGUGUUCUGAAUCCAAAUAACAAACCAAUUGCAAAUGUGAUAGUGGAAGUUCAAGGAAGGAGGCACAUAUGUCCUUACAAAACCAAUAAAAAUGGAGAAUAUUACCUUCUCCUCUUGCCUGGAGUCUACACUCUCAAUGCAACCCUCCCUGGAUUUAUGUCAUUACAACAGGAAGUAGUUUUACCAAAUGGUGCAGAAAAACUCAGUGCCUAUGAAUUUGAUUUUAUUUUCUCAAUGGGAUCUACCUCAGAAAAGUCUGUUCCAUGCCCAUUGAAACCACUUUACUCAAACAGUAUUAGAUUUACUAUUCCAGUGCUUAGUAUUAACUUUUUAAUUUUUGUAUAUAUAGUCAUAUAAAAAUUUGUAUUUUUAUAUUUGCUUUUUAACAGUUGUAUGUACUCAACUAUAGAAGAUUUUAAAGCAUUGAGAUAUUCUGAAUAAUAAAACUUUUGAAUUAA
Messenger RNA from Crotalus tigris (Tiger rattlesnake), 1542 nucleotides. It is a transcript of the gene CPM, whose product is annotated as carboxypeptidase M. Gene Ontology annotation, molecular function: zinc ion binding; metallocarboxypeptidase activity. The coding region runs from base 53 to 1441 and encodes 462 amino acids. The transcript is spliced from 9 exons. The record is from RefSeq and is a predicted model, not a curated record. Gene Ontology annotation, biological process: proteolysis. Gene Ontology annotation, cellular component: cell surface. NCBI's taxonomy places the organism in Eukaryota, Metazoa, Chordata, Lepidosauria, Squamata, Viperidae.